Molecule: messenger RNA, 4397 nt
Organism: Lingula anatina
Lineage: Eukaryota; Metazoa; Brachiopoda; Lingulata; Lingulida; Lingulidae
Biological process (GO): regulation of transcription by RNA polymerase II
Cellular component (GO): nucleus
Molecular function (GO): DNA-binding transcription factor activity, RNA polymerase II-specific; RNA polymerase II transcription regulatory region sequence-specific DNA binding
Source: RefSeq, a predicted model, not a curated record
CCCACAAUCCACCAGGUGGCGCAUGCGCAUGGUAAAAACCAAAAGCGUGGUCGCCAUAUUGGAUUUCAACGCCCUCAAGUGUCGAGAUAAAAAAGGUGGAUACCACCAAAGAAGUAGAUGAUUACUGACGGGCAUUUACCAGCUACAAAAUACAGCAAACAUUGACACCUUUUGGUAAAGGGUGUUCACAUCAUGGAUCCUGCUGCCUCAGACAGCCAAACAGCCCAGCAGGGCCAAACAAACCUGAGUGACAUUCAAAACUACCUAGCCAGCUUCAACAAAGAGAUAUCAGACCACACAGGCCAGUCUUUUACUCAGAGCAGUGGGAACACAGCAGGGUUCUCUGUCCAAAACUUCCAGGGCACUGGAUUCAACCAGUCCCAGCAAUUCCCUACAGAGGUCAAUGUUAGUUAUUUCCAGGGGCAACAAGGGGGUUUCGCCCAGGGCACACAGUUUCAACAAGCAGGCGGAGAUUUCCAAGGGUUCACUAGCUAUGACUUCCAGUCUGCUGCAGGGGCUGCUGGGAACUCAGCAGGGGGUCCAAUGCAAGGUCAAGGUCAGGGUGGACCACAGAUAGUCCAGGUGUCAGGGGAGGCUGGGGCAGGAGGUCAGGGGGUGGUCACUGUCCCAGUUUCACAACAGCCAGGGGCCAGUGGGAGCUCGCCACUUUUGGGCACUGCUCAACAAGCACAAAAUAUAGUGACUGGUCAAACUUUGGGACAGUCCCAAGGAGACAACUUGGUGUCGGAUUCUGUUGUCCAGGCUCUGGCGUCUGUGGCAGCCAAUGCCAUACAAGUUCCAGGUGAAAUGGGGAAUACAAAUUCCAGUGUUACUCCCCAGCUUGUGGCUAUACAGAACACGGCUAAUGCCUCUCAGCCACAGAUCAUUCCAGUGUCGGGUGCCCCUGGCGGAGACAACACCAGUCUUAACGCCCCGCAGGCAGGGUCCCUGCAGAUGUUAGCCGAUGUGACAUCUGGACAACACAGCCAACCCGCUGCUGCCACCAAUGUCACACCUGUCACCUCCAGUGCUCAGCAGGCUAAUGCCAAUUCUGUCAUGCUGAACACAGGGAAUGCCUACCAGACCGUCACCAUUGUCCCCUCUGAGAACAACCAGGGCGGUGAGAUCAGUUAUGUGUUGAUAGUGUCCCAGCCAGGGGAGGAGAACAAGGACAUGUCCGUCUACGACUUCAAGGAGGACAAAGGCGGGGAGAUCCAGGAGGAGGAGAGCGAAGACCUAGGUGACGGGAUGAGGAAGAUCAAGAUUUUACCCAAGAAACCGGGGCAGCAGUCCACCAGCGUGCUGAUGUGCAACUACUGUAACUACACCAGUCCCAAGCGUUAUCUUCUCACGCGGCACAUGCGCUCACACUCCGAGGAGCGUCCGCACAAGUGCAGCAUCUGUGAGAGGGGAUUCAAAACCAUAGCAUCCUUGCAGAACCACAUCAAUACCCACACUGGAGUGAGACCGCACAAGUGUAAAGAAUGCGACGCAGCCUUUACUACUUCUGGCGAACUGGUCCGCCACGUGCGCUACAGGCAUUCGUUUAUCAAGCCACACAAAUGUCCAGAAUGUGACUAUGCAAGUGUUGAGUUGAGCAAGCUGAAGCGGCACAUCCGCUCACACACUGGAGAGAGACCGUAUCAGUGCCCCCACUGCACAUAUGCCAGCCCAGACACCUACAAACUGAAGCGCCAUCUACGUAUCCACACUGGAGAAAAGCCAUACGAGUGCGACAUAUGUCAUGCUCGGUUCACCCAGAGCAACAGUCUUAAGGCCCAUCGUCUAAUUCACUCUGGUAGCAAGCCUAUCUAUCAAUGUGAACUGUGUCCCACAACAUGUGGGCGGAAGACCGAUCUGAAAAUACAUGUGCAGAAACUCCACACCAGCGACAAGCCUCUGCCCUGCAAAAAGUGCCCAAAGUCGUUCCCAGACCGUUACUCCUAUAAGCUGCACAUGAAGACCCACGAUGGAGAGAAGUGUUUCAAGUGCGAUUUCUGUCCCUAUGCAGCUCUGUCACAGAGGUUCCUGGAGACUCACAUGCUGACUCACACAGGUGAGAAACCAUUCGAGUGCGAUGAAUGUGACCAGUCAUUCCGACAGAAGCAGCUGUUGCGUCGCCACAAAAACCUCUACCACACUCCUGGCUACCAGCCGCCGCCGAAGAAAGAUCUUAUACAUGAUUGUCCUGAAUGCCCCAAGGCUUUUGCUCACAAAGGUAACCUAAUGCGACACAUGGUCCAACAUGACCCCAACAACCCCGACUACCAGCAGGCCGCUGCUGAUGCUGACGCCAACCCAGAUGACGAUGAGGAGGAGGAAGAUAUCUCUGUGGAUACCCAGCAGAUAGUCCAGGCCGUGGUUGAGGCCUACCAUGAGGGGGUACAGUCAGGAGCCAUACAUACAGACGAUGAGGACGAUUCUGCCCUUCCCCAGCAACAGUUAGACUUCCAGCAGACAUCUCAUCAGUUUGGUCGCCACCCAAACAAAAGAGGGCGCCCCAGGAAACACUCUGACCUCCAGAUGGAGCUGCAGGACUCUGACGGCCAGGGAGGCCAACAGGUCAUCCUGCUGCAGAUCGACUCUGGUCAUGUGAUCCAGAUGCAACCAGAGCAAGUCCAACAGCUGCGGCUGGCAGACGUUGGCCUGAAUCAGCACAGCCUGGAGGAGACAGAGACAGAGGAGGAGGAAGGGGAACCCCAGGCUUUAGACGCUGCCACUCCUGUGACCUCACCACAGAAAGAUGGAGAUCUGACUGUGACCCCUACCAGACGUAGUACACGUAGGAGCAGCAGUAGGCGGGGUACUGAGGGGGAGGGAGAGAUCUCAGAGGAAGUGUCACCUGAGGUGGACACACCCACCAGACAGACCAGGAGUACCAGGAAGAGGACUGCCUCUGGGACACCUGAGGAGGUGGGGACACCUGCCAAGAGACAAGCUGGUCCCCAGGGGACACCCAGGAGAGGGCGGGGCAAGGGGGACAACCCAGGUGAGGAUGAAAAGAAACGUGAAGAACAGAAGAAGAAGGACAUUGAGACGUGUUUUGGAUUUGACAUAGAGGGCGGAAACCAAGACAAUCCACAGCAAUAGCUACCCAUUGCCUCUCCCUAGUGAACAUUGACAUUAUUAAGAAAAAGAAUUUAAAACUGUGAGAGAGACAGUUUAUAUUGAUAGAAUGUUCAUACAAAAAUAUUGAUACUUUUGAAAGAAGGAUGUGGGAAUCAAGCUUUCAUGAUGAUAUGACAGUCAUCUGAAUGUGAAAGUUAUCAUUUUUAUUGUUAAAAAAGACAAAUUUAAAUUACUGAGACUCGGUGAAAGAAAUAGUUCAGAUUUUGAAUUUCUUUCAUUGUAGCCUGAAGGCAGAAUCGUGACAUUGUCAUCAAGACAGACCUGAAACUUUUAUUUCACAGAAAAUAUUUUCACCUAGAAACAACAUCAAUAAAUUCAAAUAGGUACAAAUGUUACAAACAGUGCCCCCAUUCAAUGACAGUGGGGAAAGGAUAAAACGUGCAGUUUGAUGUGAAAUAUUAUAAAAGACAGUGGAACCUUCCAGAAAUAGAUUGAGGAUAAUGCAACCAUAUACUUUGUACAGAUUAGACAUUAUCAAUGUGUGUAUAAAAGCAGUAUAUUAUAUUGUAUAUGUUAUGUGCCACUGCAGUAUUAGUGUUAGAAUUCCAUGUAAAUAUUGCCGUCAUGUUACACGUUUAUAUGGGGAGGAAUUGUUAAAAUGCUAGGGCCCAUCCCAGAGGCGUUACCAGACCCCUGUGGCUACAUAACAACUUCUGCUGGAAUUGUUUCAUUGAGCAGUGGAAUAUGAAGUCUCAUCAGUGGAACUCUAAGCGAGAUUUUAGGAUUUUAUUAUCCAACAUUGGGAAUAUGGAAUUAUGAAUAACAGUGGUAUAGUGUUGCCAUGGCAACAUCCAGUAAUGACGUAGGUGUUCUUUUCACAUCGAACUAGACCAGUAAAUAUACCGCUUGGUGUGAAAAUGGUCCUAGAAAGACCGUCACCAGCUUGUCUGCAUUGAUGACAAUAUUCAGCUUAUAAUUUUGGAUUUGAAUUAUAUAACAUUUGCUUUAUUUGUCCAUUCAUUCCUCGCAUCUUUUCCAUAAAGCAUAUACACAUGCACUUGGCUAUGGAGAGUCUUGAGUGCUGGAAGCUUGCAAGAGAUAAGAGCAAUUAGAUGGCUAUCCAAAGAUUUACAAGUUGUAGAGAUCAUUAGAGUAGAUUUGUGAAAGGAAAAACUGCUGAAAAAUACUGGCCUUAUGCGAAUUUUGUAAUUAAACAAGAAAUACUUGGAAGUACCAGGGUGAAUAAGAAAGGCUGCAGACGUGCUCUGAAUCUCUGUUGUGCUUGACAUUGAAAAGAAUAAAUUAAUAAAACAAGUUGAAUGAUGAAA